Tachysurus fulvidraco (yellow catfish) is the source of this 2944-nucleotide messenger RNA. It is a transcript of the gene nipal4, whose product is annotated as NIPA like domain containing 4. Lineage: Eukaryota; Metazoa; Chordata; Actinopteri; Siluriformes; Bagridae. The record is from RefSeq and is a predicted model, not a curated record. The coding region runs from base 229 to 1446 and encodes 405 amino acids. Gene Ontology annotation, cellular component: membrane. Gene Ontology annotation, biological process: magnesium ion transport. The transcript is spliced from 6 exons. Gene Ontology annotation, molecular function: magnesium ion transmembrane transporter activity.
CACACACACACACACACACACACACGCUCGCGCACUUGUUGCGCCCGGCACUGACUCAUCUGAAGCUCUCUGCGGAUGUGAUGUCUGAUGUCAACAAGAUAAAGCAAAACUACACACUGAAGUGAACAUUAAUUAAACCCACGCUCAUGGGUGAUAAACGGAAAUCGUGUCGAAUGGAUUAAACUAAUCUGCGUGUUGAUUAAGUGUUGAUUACUUUAAGCAGACAGCAUGCUGGUGAUUCGCCUAACUUCCGAUUCAGAGGGGAACGGGACAGUAAUCAAACUGGUUUGUCCAUCGUCCACGUCUGACUGCGUGAUUGACUCAGAAAAAGGCGGCAACUGGACUUUAAUCAGCGAAAACAUCUCCACUGUUGUGGUGCCGUCUCUUUCUUCAGACAAAUGGAGUAAAUUUGACUUUUGGAUCGGUCUGACUCUAGCAAUGCUCUCAGCUGUUCUCAUUGGAGGAAGCGUGAUCCUGAAAAAGAAGGCACUGCUACGUUUGGCUGCGAAUGGGAAAACCAGGGCAGGUGAAGGAGGACAUGGCUACCUGAAGGACUGGCUGUGGUGGGGUGGACUGCUGACCAUGGGAGGAGGUGAAGCAGCAAACUUUGCUGCCUACAUGUUCGCUCCAGCCACCGUCGUCACCCCUCUUGGAGCGCUGAGUGUACUUUUCAGCGCCGUGUUGUCCUCUCACCUCUUCGGGGAAACGAUGAACCUGUUAGGAAAGCUCGGUUGCAUGCUAAGCCUUUUGGGAAGCACCAUUAUGGUCAUCCACGCACCAGAAGAGGAAGCUGUGACUACUCUAAAUGAGAUGACACACAAACUGCUGGACCCAGGUUUCCUAGUGUUUGCCAGCAUCCUUCUCAUAGCCUGUUUGGUUAUGGUCUUUUACUUUGCUCCUCGCAUUGGACAUACCAACAUAUUAAUCUACAUAAGCAUCUGCUCGCUGCUCGGGGCCUUCACCGUGUCUUCAGUGAAAGGGCUGGGUAUCUUCCUGCGUACGGUUGUCGUCGAGCCAUCAGUCUUGCGUAAUCCUCUCACCUGGAUCCUCCUGCUGACUUUAGUAGCUUCCGUCAUAAUCCAGAUCAACUACCUGAACAAGUCUCUGGACACCUUUAACACGCUUCUCGUUUACCCUAUCUACUACGUGUUCUUCACUAGCGUUGUGCUCACCACCUCCAUCAUCCUGUUCAAAGAGUGGGGCUCCAUGUCAGCCGUGGACGUCGUGGGCACCAUUGGAGGAUUCCUGGUCAUCGUGUUUGGUGUGAGUAUGCUUCAUCUUUUCAAAGAUCUGCGUGUGACUUGUGAUGAGCUGAGGAGUAAUCUCUGCCAGCCUCAGGCCCUGAACAGCCCAGGAAAGAGGGAGGACAAACACAUUCUCAUCGAGAAUGUGGACACCCUGCCUCCAAUGAGAGAGGAAGGCCCCAGAGUCUUCAUCAUCAGCUGAGUGGAAGGUCAUUUUAAAACGGCUUAAAGGAGCUAGGCGGGGUAAAAUAUAUCUAAUGUAUAUCAUCAAGGAAUCAGCCAACGAAUGUUCAGUGUAUUCUAGUUAUUUCUGUACUAAUUUUAGGAGGUUAAUGUAGCUCACUAGAUUCAGAAGACAUUAUCGUCGAGUUUCUAUCCUUGGAAAAGAGUACACCAGUCCAUUACACAGACUCCUUCAUACCAACUUCCAGUUUAGACUAGCCAGUCCUCUUACCGACAUGGUUUUUUGUUGCUAGGAAGAAACCAGAGAACCUAAAAGGAACCUAUAUUGAAAUGCUUCAAACCUAGCUUCCAGAUUUGAACAAUUCUUCUUUCAACCUUUGGAGACUUCGAAAGCUUGGGGACAGACUGCUUACAAAUAUCACCCCAUAUAACCAAGCUUGUCCAAGAUGGCCGCUCAUGGCCGCUCACGCAAUACAGUGAGGUUUUAAUCAUGGCUGUAGAACACAAGGUCACACUGUGUCCUGAAUCUUGUCUUGUGCAACUGUGUAAUAACUGCAGGACCAUAAUUAACAGAAAAGAUUUAUUUUUAUUACUUGUGACGAACUCUAGACUCUUAGAUCUAGUACAAAAUCGCAGAAGCAAACACUAAACAAACAACACUAUACAUUUUGGCUGAUCGUGGCUGAUAUCAUAUUUUGGUUAAACUGUAAAUUUGAUUUUUUUUUUUUACUAAAACUUUCUUACACUUUGAUAAAACUCUAGCAAUAUCAGUGCUGUGUUCUGUGAUGGAGGCAAAUUUUGAUUCAGCUCUUGUUGAGGAUCAGCCUUGAUGAAGCAGAAGCACAUGAUAUAGAUUUCAUCUUGGAUACAAUAUUUUUUCAGGAUUUUUACUGCAUACUAAACAUCUUAUAGAACUAUUAAGCAACUUUAAUUUAAUGUCGCCUUUUAAUAUACAGUAUAAUGCUGGUUUUAAUCAUCUUUUUCUACUCAUGGAUUAGAUAAUAAAGACAGGUGAUCAGGAAACUUUGCACAAGACCUUGAAAAAAACUUGCACUUUGGGUGACUUGUCCAAAAAGCACAUUUGUCAAAGCAAUUUGAUGCAAAUCUCAGCUGCUGCUCUGCUCUACACUUGCAUGUAAGGAAAUCUUCCUCGAAGCAAAAUGCAAGUUUCAGGUCAAAAGCAUUUCUGAAGGUUACGUGAAGCUAUUGAAACUGAAGAGCGUGAACAUAUCAGAAGUAGUACAUUUCUCUACUCGUAUUUUGAGCAACUUUUCUUAAAAGCUGUUAAAUUUUAUGAAAUAUUUUACGCAAUAUUGCCUUUUUUGUGCAGGAUUAAUGCAAGUGCAAUGCAAAAUGUCUGAUUUUUUUUUUUAAAAAAAGGGGGGACGUAUCAGAAACUGUGAAAAUUAUGUAAAGUAGCUAAAGACACGAUGCAUCAGCAGUUGAAUGUGGCUGAGGCAGAUGACUGUCAAGCACCCAUGCAAAUAUAUGUCUAUUAAACAAUAUGCAAACAAUAA